Messenger RNA from Doryrhamphus excisus (bluestripe pipefish), 3088 nucleotides. It is a transcript of the gene creb1b, whose product is annotated as cAMP responsive element binding protein 1b. Gene Ontology annotation, cellular component: ATF4-CREB1 transcription factor complex; nucleus. Gene Ontology annotation, biological process: regulation of transcription by RNA polymerase II. The record is from RefSeq and is a predicted model, not a curated record. Lineage: Eukaryota; Metazoa; Chordata; Actinopteri; Syngnathiformes; Syngnathidae. Gene Ontology annotation, molecular function: DNA-binding transcription factor activity, RNA polymerase II-specific; cAMP response element binding; protein binding.
ACGAAGAAGCGCGGCAGGGGUGGCUCAAGCGGGACGGCGCCCGCUUGUUGUUGAGAGGAUUCUGUUCGGCCGGGUUCGGCCCGAAGGAAACAAAGAGAUCAUGGCGCCGUGGUGGUUUUUUAGCGGGCUGGAGGGAGGGGAGGCUGCGGUUGUUUGAGCGAAGCGAAGCCUCCAUGUGCCGUUCGGAUCGUUCAAUGCCUGGAAAGUCUGACUAGCUAGCACCCGUUGAACGUGCUAGCAAGGCGAGGUAGCUAUGCUAACAAGGCGAGGUUAGCGUGAGUAGCUUGGCGCUUUCCCCCCAAACCAGCACUCUUUCUCACUUUUAUCUCAGCCAAUGAAGAUGGAGUCAGCGGCUGAGGCUCAGCAGGGGGCGGAGUCUACCGUGACAGAGACGGAGCACCAGCAGAUCACCCCGGCGCAGAUCGCCACCUUGGCACAGGUAUCCAUGACAGCUGGCCACGCCUCGGCAACCGGCCCCACCGUUACGCUGGUGCAGCUUCCAAACGGGCAAACGGUCCAAGUGCACGGCGUCAUCCAGGCGGCUCAGUCGUCCGUCAUCCAGUCCCCACAAGUCCAAGCUGUGCAGAUCUCCACCAUAGCAGAAAGUGAAGAUUCGCAGGAAUCGGUCGACAGCGUGACUGACUCUCAAAAACGCAGGGAGAUUCUCUCACGGCGACCCUCGUAUCGGAAAAUCCUCAACGAUCUGUCCUCCGAUGCUCCGGCCGUCCCUCGCAUCGAGGAGGAAAAAGCGGAGGAGGACUCGUCCGCGGCGGCCGCCACGCCCGCCAUCACCACCGUCACGGUGCCCACCCCCAUUUACCAGACCAGCAGCGGCCAGUACAUCGCCAUCACCCAGGGCGGCGCCAUCCAGCUGGCUAACAACGGGACCGACGGCGUGCAGGGCAUCCAGGCUCUGACCAUGACCAACGCGGCCGCCGCCCAGCCAGGAGCCACCAUCCUCCAGUACGCACAGACCAGCGACGGCCAGCAGAUACUGGUUCCCAGUAACCAGGUGGUAGUACAAGCCGCCUCAGGGGACGUCCAGGCCUAUCAGAUCCGAGCGGCACCCGCCAACUCCAUCGCCCCCGGCGUGGUCAUGGCCUCGUCGCCCGCCUUGCCCACCCAGGGCGCCACAGAGGAGGUCACUCGCAAGAGGGAGGUGCGCCUGAUGAAGAACAGAGAGGCGGCCCGCGAGUGUCGCAGGAAGAAGAAGGAGUACGUCAAGUGUCUGGAGAACAGAGUGGCCGUCCUGGAGAACCAAAACAAGACGCUCAUCGAAGAGCUUAAAGCCCUCAAAGACCUUUAUUGUCAUAAAUCCGACUAAGCCCCAACCAUCCAGAACAGUCGGAUCCGGCCCAGUCGGAUCUCUUGACUGUUGGGCUCCGCUAGCCGGCUUGGUCUGACGUCGCCGCCCCUUAACUCGCAUCCCCUUCGGUCAGUUGAGUCGAUCCAGAGUUUUAACUUUUAUAUUGGCCCCGAAACCGAGAGUACUUUUUAUCCGCCACCAUUGGAAAAUGUGAAUGCUAGCGCUUUGCUAGCUGCUGUUAAACCUGAGCCUAAGCUCCAGGGAACGGAUCCCACAGGUUCUUUACGAUAACACACACAGUUCGUAAUCCAGUAUCCAAUUGUAUCUGAGCCUAGCGAUAUUAGCAUAACUUAUCGGUGUACGAGCUACUAAAUCGGAACACAGUAUUUUAUUGCAGACGGAACUCUCUGGGCAAGCUGAGUCCCCGACUUUAAAUACAUUCGGAAGGGCGUCUCGCAUCAAAGGACUGUUGAACCAGUCGGAUUCACACAAGUCCACUCUUCACUUAUCCCAGCGAGCUCUCAACCGGCGACCGCGGCUGGAAGUCCUCGUAUCGCCACGUCACGGUAACCUAGCGUGACGCUUUUAAGCCUGUUGGACUACAGUUCUUCAUUCGGUGACUUUCGACACCACUUUUACAAAGGAAAGUCACGUUUUCCAUCACGCAAGUAGACCCAAUUUGCAUGAGUAACACUAAAAACUCGCUCCAACAAGUCUUCUUAGAUGUGUUUAUUUUUUUAUUCCACGUGUACAUAGACGCUACAGCAUGUGUCAACUUCAUGUAUCUCUGGCAAUUAUUGAAACAUAUUUGUAAAAUAUACUGUACAUCGCCUGCGUGUGAGUGCGUGCGUGCGUGCGUGUGUGUGUCAUCCAGCAGGCCUAGCGGUCACGGCAGCUACAUGCACGAGAAAAGAAAAUAUAGGCCUUUGCUUGUUGGAAAAUGUAUGAAAUUGCGGUGCCAUAUUUUGUUCAGUUUUUGUGUUCUUAAUGGUCUUUUACCACAUAGCAAAUGAAAGCACAAGCGUUCUUUCAAAAGGUGUCUAAUACUUUUUACAGGGAUGGGCAUUUGAUGAGAUUUCCUGGCUCAACUACGAGGAAAAUAAAUAUAUUCACUGUUACUUUUUAAGCACUAUUUUCAAUCUGCUUACAACAGCGCCAACACUGGUUGCACCCAAGUAGUGCACCCAAUUUUGCCGCGCUUGCCUCAAAAUGUAAUCAAUCAAUUCCACACGUCUUGACGGGAUUUUAACGAUUGUAGAGCCCAUCCCUAUUUUUGGCCUAGAGUAUUGUAAUGUUUUCCCAACUGGCAGCUGAUCAUGUUAUAAGCCUUGUCAUUGGCUCCCUGGUGCUCAGUGGACUUUUGUUGGAAAAAGUGUUUAAAAGUAAACACCAGUUUUAUUUUUCUAGACUCGAUUAUUGCACACUAUAUAAAUGUAUUUGUAGUGUAAAGAAAACGGCCUCCGUGCUAUGGUUGUUGUAUCGAUGAGUGAUCAGAGGAGUAUUGACAAGUAAAUGCGGAUGCAGGGGGAACUACUGCAUACUCAUUGUGAAUGUGUGCAGUAGUUGGUGCCACGAUGGGACUUCAAAUGUGUGUUUUUUUUGUGUGCUGAACGAAGACAGUGAUGACCUGUAAAUGUCUGUUUUUAAAUGGCAACCAUGUGACUUUUGUCACCAACAUUCGCUUGAGUUGGUGCAUGAAAACAUCCCACGAGUGUACAGGCACAUUUAUAGAAGUUUUCUAUCUUGUCAUGUGAUGACUUUGUGUACAGACCCCCCCCCCCC